Messenger RNA from Chenopodium quinoa (quinoa), 2594 nucleotides. RefSeq lists its product as uncharacterized. The transcript has 5 exons. Lineage: Eukaryota; Viridiplantae; Streptophyta; Magnoliopsida; Caryophyllales; Amaranthaceae. Bases 153 to 413 code for a protein of 86 amino acids. The record is from RefSeq and is a predicted model, not a curated record.
AUUGCUAUGCACCUACUCAUAUGCACCAUGCGUAUUAUGCACUUGACCGUGUCGCCUAAAUUAUAAACCUAAUUGCAUUAAUAGGAUGCGUUUGAAAGUCAGAACCUCACUGCAGUUCCGCCGUCUUGUUUGCCGUCUUUCGUUGUACGAAAAUGGAGACUGCUCUCUUCUCCCCUUCUUCCCUCUUCGGCAACACUUCUGACAAUUCUUCUGAUGAGGAACCCAAUACCCAACAAAAUUUUGUUGAAAGAACCCACCAAUUUCCAGGAAUGGAGUUGAUCGUUCGGGAAUUCUCCUUCCACCAGCUGAAUGGGAAUUUGCUCUGGCCAGAUACAUGGGGUGACGCCUUUUCAAAUGGCAAUUCAAAUUGGGAUCUGAUAAUUGCAAGUGAUAUCUUAUUAUGUCAAAUUUGACCCACUAAAGCCAUAAACUCUCUUCCUUACUCUUGGGCUCUCAGCAAUGGCAGGCAAUGAAUGGAUGGAGUUGUCAAAGAUAUGGAUUUGAUUGUAAAAAUUACUAAAUGAAUUUGAUCAUCUAGAUUUAACUUUGUUUGCAUUGUUGAAUUGUAAACUAUAGUUAUUAGUUAUAGUUUUUUGUUAUUAGUUGUAGAUUUUGGACAAAUUGUUAUGUUUUAAUUAAUAAUAGUUGAGAUUCAGUUCAAUAAUUAUGAUUUUUAUAGUUAGAGUGUUUGGUUAUUAAUUAUGAUUUUGUUAAUUAGUUGUGAUAUUCGGGUAAAUAGCUAUGGUUUUAUGUUAAUAAUUUGCGUAUUUGGCUAUCUAGUUAUAAUUUUAGGGGCUAAUAGUUAAUUAGGUAUGGUUUUUGGUUAUUAGUUAUAGUUUUCGGGUUAAUAGUUAUGGUUUUAAAUGAAUAAUUUUAGUACUUCCUCCAUUUUUUAAUACUUGCAACACACUUUUCCACGGGAUUUAGAAAAGUGGCCUCACAUGAUCUGAUACACGUAUAAUAGGUGUGAGAGAAUGUUAGGAGUGUAAUUUAGUGGGCAAUGAGCUUUAAAUAAGGGCAAUAGUAGACUUUCUAUAAAAAAAUAACUUUCCAAUAGAAGUGUCACAAUUAUGACAAAAUGGAGGAAGUAUCCGUUAUGAUUUUGGCUUAACAGUUAUAGUAUUUGGGUCAAUAGUUUUGAAUAAUAGAUUAAUACUUAUGGUUUUUAAGUUAUUAGUUAUUAGUUAUGUUUUAUGUCAUAAGUUAUGAUUUUCAGGUUAAUAGUCGUUUUUUUUUUGGAUAAUAGUUAUGGUUUUUGAGGUUGCUCGUUAUGAUUUUUGGGUUAAUAGUUAUGGUUUUGAAUAAGUAGCGAUAGUAUUAGUUUUGAUUAUGGCUUAAUAGUUAUUGUAUCUAGGUUUAUAAUUAUGAAUUUUGAGUUAAUAGUUAAUGUUUUUAUACACGGCAGCCUAACAGUAUGUUACUCGUAUAUACAACCACGUGUAGGGUCCAAGAUUUAUGUGGAGGUUCUUUUUUUUUUUUUUCUUUUUUUUUAAUUCUUAUUAACCCUUAUUUGAACCUUAUUUAUACCUGUAUGAACUUCUUAAACCUUAUUUUAACUCCUUAACCAUUAUUUGAAGUUUUGAACAAACAUGAACUUUUAAAUGUGAAUUUUUUUUAAGCUGAAGCCUUGAUGUGUAGAGUAAAAUCAACAAUAAUAGGAAGAUUAAAACGCAAAGAACACACACAAAUUAUACGUGGAAAAUCCCUUCGAUGUGAAGAGUAAAAACCACGGGAUCGCUUUUGAAGUUCACCCUAAACUUCUUUUAUUGAUAAUUGUGGGUAAAAAUAAAUCCUAUUCAAUCUACAAAAGGUUCAUAUACCACCAACAACAAUAACAUUAAGAGAUGAACAAUUGAGAGACAAAAGAUGUAGAAAUCGCCAAAAUGAAGGCUUUUGUCCAGCAGCGAUUCGCCCGAUCUAAUUGUUCAAAUAGAGGCCUGAUGUGUCCUCUGACAAUUUAGUACGAUACAAUGGUCGAAAUUUCGGCAACGAAUAGUUUGCUGAAAACCCAAAUGGAGAAGCUCAACCCUUGGUUCUUUCUCUCUUUAUCUUUUCUGAUCUUGUGAUUAACAUUACAAAAUCGAAAAAUACCACAAAAAAAUCAAAACCAGUAGAUCUACAUAUUUAAUCAGAAUUUCAUAAAAAAAAUUAAAAAAAAAAAACGAUAAUUAAACAACAAAAUUAAAGGAAAUAUAUAAAUAUACAAUUAUCUAAUAAAAUUUAUAAAUUAACAUUACAAUUACAUAAAAAAUCAACUAGAUCUAUAAUCUAACCUAAAUUAAAACUAGAUUAACAAAACAAAAACCUUGAGAGUGGGUGGCUCGCAAUGGUGGUUGUCGGCUUUGUUGUUGUUGCGCCAUUGUUGUUGGUGUUUCUUCGUUGUUGUUUUGGUUGAUGUUGGUGGUGGACGGAGAGAGAAGAGGAGGACAUUGUAGCAUUGUUGUUGACGGUGCUUGAUGUUGGUGGUGGACGGAGAGAGAAGAGGAGGAUAUGGAGAGAGAAGAGAAAGAAGACAAGAGAAAGAGGAGGGAGAAGGAGAAAGAAGAUCGAGAAAGAGGAGGGAGGAGGAGUAAAGGAGAGAUCGAGAAGAAGAG